UACGCCAGCGCCGGCCGCAGGGUGUCGAUGGGCCUCGACGGCACGCUCGAGGCGGCGCUCGACGCCGCCGCGCCGGCCAUGCGCGGCCUCCGCUUCGUGCUCCUGACGUUUGGCAACGCCGCCUUUUCGGAACUGCUCCGCAACUUUUGCGCGCAUGCCCGGCGGGCGGGCGCGGCGCACGUGGUCGGCGCUGUCGACGUGGGCGCCUUUGAGCUGCUCAGGGAGAGCGGCUCGCCGUGCUACAAGACACCGCUCGCGCUGGCGACCGGCUACUCGCUCGACGGGGCUAACAGCCACUCGUCGGGCUCGUGGAAGGCCUUUGCCGCCAUGCGGACGGGAGAGGUCGCCCGGGUUGUCGCCACCGGCCUCGACGUGCUUCACAUCGACACGGACGUUGUUCUGCUGCGAGACCCGGCGCCCUUCUGCAUGUGCACCGCCGCCGCGCGCGCCGAGUUUGGAGACGCCUCGCGCUUCCCGUGCUCUGCGCUGCGCGCCGCCGACGUCGCGGUCUCGUCGGACAAUAUGGGGCCUAGCAGGUCCGUCGCGGGCGGCGCCGCCUACCACGGAGCAGGCACCUUCAACUCGGGCCUACUUCUCUUCCGCGCCACCGCCGCCGGCCGGCACUUCGCCGCGCAGUGGCACCGCAAUGUCGCCUCUCCCGAGCGCGGAUCGCGCUUCUGGGGCAAGACGUCCGACCAGCAGGUCUUCAAUGCUAUGGUGCGGAGGGAGCGGCAGUGGCCCGGCGUGGGCGGGCGGCGCGGCGAGUGGAUCAUGCGGCGGCUGCACGAGGACUGGGACGGCAAUCUCUCGCUCGGCGCUCUGCCGCUGCCGCUCUUCAUGAAUGGACACGGCUACUUUGUGCAGGCGGCGCACCGAUCGCUGCAGGUGUCGCCCUUUGCGGUGCACGCAACCUACUCGCUGGACAACCACGACGGCGUCGCCAAGCGGCAGCGCUUCCGCGAGGCUGGCCUCUGGCUCGCCGACGGAGAGGAGUACUUUCGCGGACGGUUCCUCGCCCUCAACGCCUCGGUCCCGCCCGCCGUCGCCGCCGCCCUCGGGGCGGCACGCAGCGCCGGCCAGUCACCGAACCACAUCGGCGUGCACGCGGCGGCGCUGCGCGGCUACUUGGCCGAGCUACGCGACGCGCUCGCCCUCGCGCGCGCCCUCCGCCGCACCCUCGUGCUGCCGCGCUGGACCUGCUACGUCGACAAGCUCUGGGCGGGGAGCGACAACAUCAUCGGCAUGGGCUUCAUGUACCCCGGCUCGCAGGACGCGCCCUUCCUCCCCUUCGCCUGCCCGAUGGACCACGUCCUCUCGCCCGCCGCCUGGGCAAAGGCGGAGGUCGACUACCGCGACGGCUCUUUCCUCUCCUCGCCGCGCCUCUCGCCCGAGCUGACCGC
Messenger RNA from Emiliania huxleyi CCMP1516, 1400 nucleotides. RefSeq lists its product as hypothetical. The record is from RefSeq and is a predicted model, not a curated record. Lineage: Eukaryota; Haptophyta; Isochrysidales; Noelaerhabdaceae. Gene Ontology annotation, molecular function: arabinosyltransferase activity. Gene Ontology annotation, cellular component: Golgi apparatus. Gene Ontology annotation, biological process: cell wall pectin biosynthetic process. The transcript is spliced from 12 exons. The annotation marks the transcript as partial.